UUCUGGGACUCGUAGUUUCCCCACCGUGCUUACUCAAGGCAAGCGUUAUCUCUCGGUCGACUGUUCGGGUGUUGUCUUUGACCCCUCUGCCUUCCCGUAGCCUCCGACUUCUGACUUGGGUACAGAGGCACUGCCCCAGUGACAGAGGUCGCCGGGCCAUGGUGCUCCGGUUCCUCCGAACUCUCCGUCUCCUCACCGGCAGAGCUGCGGCACCUACUCCCAGGAUCGCCCUUCGCUCUUUAGCGGCGGCGGACUGAGCGGUGUUAGGGCCCCCAUGGCAAUGCAAGAGUGCGCUAACCGCGAGAUGGAGUCCCAGAGGUUGGAAGAGGAGGCAGCGGCAGCCGAAGAAGAAUCUGGAGGAAGCGGAGGACUUUCUUCCGAGACCAGCCAGUUACAGCAACAGACCGAUGGAUGGCAUAGGGUGGAGCGGAAGAAAAAGCAAAGGAAGAAACAAAAAAAGGAGUUGUGCAGUCUUGACGAUUCCAUGCGCUGUUUGAUGAUGGAAAUGCCAUUUGCCAAAGCAGAUAUUGAGACUGAAUUUGGCGACAACUGUACACCUAAAUCAAAUGUUAAGAGAAAGAGAACUACAGGAAUGGAGAACGAAGGGGAGAAUCUAAUAAAGAAAAGAAAGAAAAAACAGGAUCGGCCAAAUCAUUUCAUCUCUCUUCCAAUUACAAAUCCAAAGAUCAUGGGUGAUAUUAAGGAUCUUCAAGAUACAAUAAUAAAAAAGGAUGGCAGGCUCUCCAAAGCAAUGGUUCGACAUGGCUCUUUGCAUGUCACUCUCUUAGUGAUGUAUUUAUCCAGCGAAGAAGCGAUUGACAAAGCAGUUGGUGCUUUCCUGGAGAGUAAAGAUUUAAUAGAAGAACUCCUACAAGAGAAGCCCCUGGAUUUAUCAUUUCAAGGAAUUGAUCACUUUAGAAAUCAAGUUGGAUUUGUGAAGUUGAGAGAGAGUGAUCAUGAAGCAACACUUGUAAAGAUCUCAGAGAUUGUGAAGAAGAUGUUUAAAGAAAAUGGCAUCCUUGCAGGAGAUGACAGAGCUCUUAAUCCUCACUUGACCUUCAUGAAGCUGUCAAAAUCCCCAAAACUUCGAAAACAGGGAGUGAAAAGAAUUGACCCAGCUUUGUACGAGAACUUCAAGAGCCAUUAUUUUGGAGAUGAACUCCUUAAUCGUCUGGAUCUUUGUUCAAUGAUCAAAAAAAAGCAACCUAAUGGCUACUAUCACUGUGAGUCCUCUAUUACUGUAGGUGAAAAGAGAGGGGCAGAGCCAGAUGAUGCGGAGUUGCUGAACCUCAGCAAAAGACUGGUGGAGAAUGCAGUCCUCAAGGCGGUGCAGCAGUAUCUAGAAGAAACUCAGAACAAAAAUAGGCAGACUGAUUGCGAAAACCCAGGGAAAACUGAGGAGGCAACCAUUGGCAAUAGCAAGGAAUUUGAGAAUGAUAAAAGCGAAUGAGCACUUUGGGAGCCAUGAGGCAGACUACCACAAAUAUCCAUGUCUUUGGCCUGUAGGUCAGCUCUGCUGAAUUGCCAUGGCCAACUUGAGUUUGUUAUUGUCUGGUAUCAGACACCUCUUCUGAACAGGAGACCCUAUCUUGCAGAGCUUCAUGACUCGGAUACCAAUGCUGCUAAGAAUAAAACCACUACUGAAUCCUGGGAAGAAAGACAAGACAGACAGAGAGAGGGAGGGAGGGAUGAAUGGGCCUGGCCAAUAAAGAGGCCCACUUCAGUCAGUCUCAGCUGCAGAAAAACUCUUCAUUGCACUUGAAGAGAACAGAGCUCGUGUGAUGAAAACAAAUCUCCAAAGAAGAUGAGCUAGCCAAAUUGUAAAUGAUGCCAUUCAUUUUGCUGCAAAGAACUACAGAAUAUAACUUGAAAUGUAUUCAAAAUGAAGACAUUUUUGUUGCACUGGAAAAAGAAACACUGCUCAGAAGUGUGGUUACUACUGUCAGUCACUGCUACUGUUAUCCAGCGUGUUACAAAAUGGGAAUUGUUCAUGAUACCCUAUCAUUAUGUUUCAUGGUUAAGUAACUUUUGCAUACUCAGAUUAUAUAAUUUUGACUAAACAUUACAUUUUACAUGAGAAGCACAUAUGUGUUUCUCAAAAGAUGCCAUCUUUUUGAUAACUUUGGUUCCAUUAAUAUUUUAGACAACCGUUAAUUGUAUGCAAAAUUGUACCACCUUUUUCUUUUAGGGAAAAGCCAUGAAACCGAUGUAGUAAAGGAAGCUUUGCAGAAAGAACUGUUGGCCCUGUUAUCCAAACUGAAUCAGAUAA
Messenger RNA from Gekko japonicus, 2269 nucleotides. It is a transcript of the gene AKAP7, whose product is annotated as A-kinase anchoring protein 7. Bases 275 to 1450 code for a protein of 391 amino acids. The transcript is spliced from 8 exons. The record is from RefSeq and is a predicted model, not a curated record. Gene Ontology annotation, molecular function: protein kinase A regulatory subunit binding. Gene Ontology annotation, cellular component: cytosol. NCBI's taxonomy places the organism in Eukaryota, Metazoa, Chordata, Lepidosauria, Squamata, Gekkonidae.